This is a messenger RNA of Lepisosteus oculatus (spotted gar), 10936 nucleotides long. RefSeq names its product LPS-responsive vesicle trafficking, beach and anchor containing (gene lrba). The record is from RefSeq and is a predicted model, not a curated record. Gene Ontology annotation, cellular component: cytosol; membrane. Gene Ontology annotation, molecular function: protein kinase binding. NCBI's taxonomy places the organism in Eukaryota, Metazoa, Chordata, Actinopteri, Semionotiformes, Lepisosteidae. Gene Ontology annotation, biological process: intracellular protein localization.
ACCAGCGACUCCUACCUGAGAUACACCUGGACACCUCAGUGUGGCCACCACUCACUGCGCAUGCUCGACUCUCUCAGGGGACAGCACUGUCAUGGCGGAGACGAGCUACAGCAGGACGUGAAUCAGGAAGAGAUGGUGCUGAAGACGGGUUAACGCUGAUAGUUAAACUAGUCUGUUGGCAUUUACGGACAAUCCCGCGAUUGCUUAUCCUCUGACCGGCAUUGUGGGAGGGUGCGGUUGGACUUGCGCCUAAUCUCAGUUCCGUAGUUUUGCACCUACCCGUGCGCUUGUUUUACCUGUCUUGGGUCUUGUAAUAAUAUACUGCUGUUGCAAAAGAAAGUCACCGAGUUUUCUAAUUUGAUGUGCUUUCUUCAAGAAAAAAAAACCUAACGAUGAGAAAAUAUUAAGGUUGCCUACAAAGGAAACCAAAUCGAAACGUUUCUCUUUGCUGGAUUACUAAAUUAAAGCAAGAGGAUACAGUUUUUUCAUCUCUGCGGGCUCUUAAGUUUCACCUGCUGUUGAGCAGUUGCUCAAAGGCUGGCAGUAACUCGUAUGUCACAGUGUCAGACUUAACUCUACAGUAGCGCAUCUGCUGUACUAACUUCACAGGGGAAUGCACAACAUCUAUACGCGAGUGAAAUUUGCGUUUGAUGAAGAGGAAACGAAAACGGGCUCUUGUGCAUUUGUUUAGAGAGUAAAGCAUAAUCUACGUAGAGGGAUUUUACAGUUACCGCACAUCUAUUUGAGCUCUGCGGUUCCACGCCCUAGUCUUAACAGGUAUCUCACCUGUUGAAGCUACUUCUCCUUCGUUCGCGAUGGCUAGCGAGGAGAAACCGGCUGCUGGACUGCCUGCGGGGGAUACGGGUGGCAAAGACGAAGGAGCGGCCACCAUGCCGCUGAACCCCGGCAUCCCAAUUCGGGGGAUCAAAAUGAAAUUUGCCGUGCUUUCUGGCCUGGUGGAAGUUGGAGAAGUCUCAAACCGGGACAUCGUGGAGACAGUCUUCAAUCUGCUUGUAGGUGGCCAGUUUGAUCUGGAAAUGAAUUUCAUCAUUCAGGAAGUGGACAGCAUCACUUGCAUGGUGGAACUCCUAGAUAAGUGUGAUCAAACCUGCCAGGCUGAAGUAUGGAGCAUUUUCACCGCCAUUCUGAAGAAGAGCAUCCGCAACCUGCAGGCCUGCACGGAGAUGGGGCUCAUCGAGCAGGUCCUGAUGAGGAUCGAUAAAACUGACAGCAUGAUUGCGGAUUUGCUUGUUGAUAUGCUGGGAGUUUUGGCUAGCUACAGUAUAACUGUCAAGGAGCUGAAACUGUUCUUCAGCAAAUUGCAGGGAGAAAAAGGACAAUGGCCUCCGCAUGCUGUGAAGUUGCUGUCAGUUUUAAAGUAUAUGCCACAUAAAAAUGGUCCUGACUCCUUCUUCAGCUUUCCUGGGAAGAGUGCGGCGGCUAUAGCUCUGCCCCCUAUUGCCAAGUGGCCUUACCAGAAUGGCUUCACCUUCCACACCUGGCUGCGCAUGGAUCCCAUCAACAACAUCAACAUCGACAAGGACAAACCUUACUUAUACUGUUUUCGCACUAGUAAAGGACUGGGAUACUCUGCGCAUUUUGUUGGCGGCUGCUUGAUCGUGACUUCAUUAAAAUCCAAAGGGAAAGGAUUCCAGCACUGUGUGAAGUACGAUUUCAAACCACAAAAGUGGUACAUGGUGACAAUAGUGCACAUCUACAAUCGCUGGAAAAACAGUGAAAUCAGCUGCUACGUAAAUGGUGAACUUGCAUCAUAUGGGGACAUAACAUGGCUGGUUAAUACUAGUGAUACGUUUGACAAGUGUUUCCUGGGGUCGUCGGAGACUGCUGAUGCUAACCGAGUAUUCUGUGGUCAGAUGGGAGCAGUCUACCUCUUCAGCGAAGCCCUCAGCGCAGCCCAGAUACUUGCUAUUUAUCAGCUGGGUCCAGGAUACAAGGGCACUUUCAAGUACAAGGCAGAGAGUGACCUUCUGUUUGCUGAGCACCAUAAGAUGUUGCUCUACGAGGGGAAGCUGUCCAGUACCAUUGCAUUCAUGUACAACCCCAGAGCUACAGAUGCCCAACUUUGCCUGGAGUCUUCCCCCAAGGACAACCCCUCAAUUUUUGUGCAUUCGCCUCAUGCCCUUAUGCUGCAGGAUGUCAAAGCAGUGGUCACACAUUCAGUUCAGAGUGCGAUCCAUUCCAUUGGAGGAGUGCAGGUUCUUUUCCCUCUGUUUGCACAGCUCGACUACCUCCAGCACGGUAGCGAGGAAGUGGACACCACAGUCUGCUGCACUCUGCUGUCAUUUGUCAUGGAGCUGCUGAAGAACUCUGUGGCCAUGCAAGAACAAGUCCUUGCCUCCAAGGGAUUUCUAGUAAUUGGGUACAGUUUGGAGAAGGCUUCCAAAGCUCAUGCCACCCGACCUGUGCUGGAGUUAUUCUUGGCCUUUGCCAGGUACUUGAGUAACUUACAGAAUGGUGUCCUCUUGCUAAAACAGCUAUGUGAUCACAUCCUGUUCAACCCUGCUAUCUGGAUACAUGCUCCUGCUAAGGUGCAGCUGACACUGUACACCUAUCUCUCCACUGAGUUCAUCAGCACUGUCACCAUCUACAACGCAAUCCGCAGAGUCGGGACCGUCCUGCAGAUUAUGCAUACUCUGAAGUACUACUACUGGGUUGUGAAUCCACAAGACCGCAGUGGAGUCACACCUAAAGGCUUGGAUGGACCGAGACCCAGCCAGAAGGAGAUCCUUUCUUUGCGAGCAUUCCUGUUGUUGUUUGUCAAACAGUUAAUAAUGAAGGAUUAUGGAGUGAAGGAAGAUGAACUCCAGAGUAUUCUCAACUACCUUCUUACAAUGCAUGAGGAUGACAAUUUAAUGGAUGUGCUGCAGCUGUUGGUUGCCUUGAUGGCAGAGCAUCCUGGCUCCAUGGUCCCUGCCUUUGAUCAGCGCAAUGGAAUACGAGUCAUUUAUAAACUGCUUGCAUCCAAAAGCGAAGGAAUUCGAGUACAGGCUUUGAAAGUCACGGGCUACUUUCUAAAGCAUUUGGGUCCUAAGAGAAAGGCAGAAAUUAUGCUGGGACAUGGUCUAUUUUCACUCCUCUCAGAACGUCUGAUGCUCCAAACAAACUUAUUCACCAUGACUACGUACAAUGUUCUCUUUGAGAUCCUCACAGAGCAGAUCUGUACACAGGUCAUGCACAAACAGCAUCCGGACCCGGACUCUUCAGUAAAGAUCCUGAACCCACAGAUCCUGAAGGUAAUAGCUGCAUUGCUGAAGAAUUCCCCCCAGUGUGCAGAGAGCAUGGAUGUGCGCAGAGUCUUCUUAUCCGACAUGAUCAAAAUUUUCAAUAACAGCCGAGACAACAGGCGGAGCUUGCUGCAGUGCUCCGUGUGGCAGGAGUGGAUGCUCUCCCUCUGUUACAUCAAUCCCCAGAACUCGGAAGAGCAGAAGAUAACCGAAAUGGUCUACGCCAUCUUCCGGAUCCUCCUCUACCACGCCAUCAAGUACGAGUGGGGAGGCUGGCGUGUCUGGGUGGAUACUCUAUCCAUCACUCACUCCAAGGUUACUUUUGAGCAUCACAAAGAGAACCUGGCGCGGAUGUUCAGGGAGUACCAAAGACAGGGGGAGGAAGAUGUAGGACAGGGCCCCAUUAGAACCGUCUCCGGGGCCAGCAGUGAAGCAGACGUCCUGAUCAGCGGUGAAGAAAGGAGCAUUCUGAAUAUUCCUGAAGACUCUGGGCAGCAGAAUCUGGAGGAAAUGGCUCCCUCUACUGUGAUUGAUCUUAGAAUUGAAGAUAGAGAGGGUGCUGAUGCUUCUCUUCAACCUUGUGCUACUGAAGAAACGGGCAAAACUGAAGUGCCCAUCAUUGGGGAAGAGGCACAGGAUGGCAAGGAGGCAGUCAGUCAACCCCCUAACGAAGCUCCUUUGGACCAAGGGCCCAAGAUCUCUUCCCUGGAAUUCAAAUGUCCUGCGGAAGUCACACUCAAAGACCAAUUAGAAACAAAAGCUGAAGACAAUAAUGAAACUACUGCUGAAGAUGUUUCCAGGGAUGAAGCUAAAGCUGAAAGACAGCAUGAAAACAAGGACGGACCCUUAGCCGAACACACUACAUGCAGUGAACCUGCAGAUGCUCAGAGAAAUGAAGUUGCAGCAAGAGACGCAGCCAAAGAUGAAGCCCACUCAGUUGAAGCAUUUGUAGAGCAAAUUUCUUCCGAGGCCUCUGCAAGACUGGAAGCCAAAUUUGCAGAAUCUGGUGGCUCAAUCCGCACUAAAGAAUUUACUGAGGGGUUAUCUGUAAGUGACCAAAAUAAGCCCAGUGAUGAAAGCCUAGAAGACUCUCCCACACCUUUGUCAGCUGCAAAAACAGGGGAGGACAAACAAGAAGUUAAGAAGGAGGCAAAAGCAGAUGUAGGCAAUGAAGAGGAGCCUCAACCCGAGGAGGAGAAGAAGGCAGAUGGAGAUCUGACAGAGGAGGAGCCUGUUUCAGAAGCAGCAGGAACUAUGGUUUUGGAGAACCUGGAGAGAUCACAGUCAGGAGGUGCUCCGUCUGAUGAGACAUCCAGUGGUGAAGCAGCAGAAACCAGCAGAGAUGCCUAUAAAGAGAGUGCUGAGAGCUCCAGCAACAGCACAACCAAGACCAAAGAGAUUAAGAUUGCUAGGCUGGAUGUUUCCAGUGUGGCAUCUGACACAGAAAGGCUGACGCUGAAAGAACAACCAUCACUGGAUUCGAGUCAAGGCCCGUCCGCCGCAGCUGGAUCUGCAGGGCCGGGCAGAGAGGGCUCCUCUUCGGGAAGGUCCACCAUGUUCCGCAUUCCCGAGUUCAUGUGGUCUCACAUGCACCAACGCCUGCUCACAGACCUGCUGUUCUCAAUCGAGACUGACGUGCAGAUGUGGAGGAGUCAUUCCACCAAGACGGUGAUGGACUUUGUGAACAGCAGUGAGAAUGUCAUCUUUGUGCACAACACUGUCCACCUGAUUUCCCAGGUCGUCGACAACAUCAUCAUGGCUUGUGGUGGGAUCCUACCUCUGCUCUCUGCUGCCACCUCUUCCACUCACGAACUGGAGAAUAUCGAGCCGUCGCAGGGUCUUUCCGUUGAGGCUUCAGUAACCUUCCUCCAGAGACUGAUUAGCCUUGUAGAUGUGCUGAUUUUCGCCAGCUCUCUCAGCUUCACCGAGAUCGAGGCGGAAAAGAACAUGUCUUCAGGGGGGAUUCUGAGACAGUGCCUUAGACUGGUGUGUGCUAUGGCUGUCCGAAACUGUUUGGAAUGUCAGCAGCACUCUCGCUUCAAACCAGGCAUGGAAAAUGCCAGGGGACAGAAAGCUAUGCAAAGCCUCAUGGGAACUGGAAAAUCUGUCCCAGCACAGAGUCCUGUUGAUGUGGUAACAGGAGGGAUUUCCCCAGUAAGGGAUCUUGAUCGCCUCCUACAGGACAUGGAUAUAAACCGUCUCCGAGCUGUGGUCUUCAGAGACAUUGAGGACAGCAAGCAGGCGCAGUUCCUAGCCCUGGCUGUGGUGUACUUCAUUUCAGUCCUCAUGGUUUCGAAGUACAGGGACAUUUUGGAACCACAGAAUGAGAGAAAACAUCCUCAGCGCAGUCAGUCGGUGAAGUCUUCUCAGAGUGGUGGAGAUGCUGCAGCUGCAGAAACGGACAAGUGUGCUGCCGGCGUUGACCUUGAAAACGGGGCCGCUUCCCGCCGGAGAGAUUCUGGGAUCGGAGAAGAGCAGGCUUCCGCUGCAGCUGGCGAGAUGGAGCGCGGGCCCGCUGCCGGGGCUGAAGGGGACGCUUCGGGGCCAGACGCUAUCAGCGAGGUGCUCUCGACGCUUUCCUCCGAGGUGAAGAAGAGCCAGGACGCCGCCGAGCAAGAGAGUAAGGCCUCCUCCUCAAUGGCUUCAGCCACUUCGGGGAAGAAUGUCAACGUGAAGGACAUUCUGCGCAGUCUGGUGAGCACACCAGCAGAAGAUCUCAUUGUGGACCCCAACCUCAUCCCUCCAGGAUUCCUGGGGGCUGUUGUAGAUGGCAGCAAGGACCAGUCUGUGCAGUUCCGCUCCUUUGACAGAAGUGUUGUGGUAGCUCCCAAAAAGGCUGCUGCAGCCCCAGCUGGAGCUACAGGCACCAUCUCUCCUGCCACCCCUGCCCCUGCCACUGCAAGCGGGACACCCGUCAGCGACGUCAGUGUGGUCUCCGCUGGCAACGCCUCCCACAGUGCUGAAGCCGAGAACUCCGCCGGAAGUGGAUCUGCAAGUGCAAAUCUUCCAUCUGUUCCCACACUGUCCCCAAUGACUCAGGAAUCUGUUUCAAAUAUGAGCAUCUCUGAAAGGCUUGAACAUGCUUUGGAAAAGGCAGCACCUCUCCUAAGGGAGAUUUUUGUGGACUUUGCUCCUUUUCUUUCUCGUACCCUUCUAGGCAGCCAUGGUCAAGAGCUGCUUAUAGAAGGUACAAGUUUGGUCUGCAUGAAGUCGAGCAGUUCGGUGGUGGAGCUGGUUAUGCUGCUGUGUUCUCAGGAAUGGCAAAACUCCAUCCAAAAGAAUGCUGGACUGGCCUUUAUUGAGCUCGUCAACGAGGGGAGGUUGCUGAGUCACACAAUGAAAGAUCACCUGGUGAGAGUGGCCAAUGAGGCAGAGUUCAUCCUGAGCAGACAGAGGGCUGAGGACAUACACAAGCAUGCCGAAUUUGAGUCACUGUGUGCCCAGUAUGCUGCAGAGAAGCGAGAUGAAGAGAAGAUGUGUGAUCAUUUAAUAAGAGCAGCCAAAUAUCGGGACCAUGUGACAGCGACCCAGCUGAUCCAGAAGAUCAUCAACAUCCUGACGGACAAGCACGGGGCCUGGGGAAACUCCUCUCUCAGUCGUCCCCGUGAGUUCUGGCGCCUUGACUACUGGGAGGAUGACUUGCGGCGCCGGCGACGCCUUGUGCGGAACCCCUUUGGAUCCACACACUCCGAAGCCACACUGAAGGCGGCGGCAGAGCACGCUCCAGAGGAAGACGUCCUCGUGAAAGGCAAACAGUCCAUCAGAAGCCAGGCUUUGGGAAAUCAGAAUUCUGAGAGUGACACGCUCUUGGACGGGGAUGAUGACACCCUUUCAUCCAUAGAGGAAAAGGAGUUGGAAAACCUAACAGGUCCUGUAAACCUCAGCACCGCGGCCCAGCUUGUUGCUCCCGCUGCAGUGGUUAGAGGUACCUUAUCCAUCACGGCCUCUGAACUUUACUUCGAGGUGGAUGAAGACGAGCCCAGCUUUAAGAAAAUCGAUUCAAAGAUUCUCGCCUAUACUGAGGGACUCCAUGGUAAAUGGCUCUUCACAGAGAUCCGAGCCAUCUUCUCAAGGCGCUACCUGCUCCAGAACACAGCCCUGGAAAUAUUCAUGGCCAACAGAACUGCUGUCAUGUUCAACUUCCCAGACCAGGCUACAGUCAAAAAGGUUGUCCACUGUCUGCCACGUGUCGGUGUCGGAACGAAUUUUGGGCUACCACAGACCAGGCGUAUCUCUCUGGCCAGCCCAAAGCAGCUCUAUAAAGCCUCCAACAUGACGCAGCGCUGGCAGCGAAGGGAGAUUUCCAACUUUGAGUAUCUCAUGUUUCUCAAUACUAUAUCUGGCCGGACUUACAAUGACUUAAAUCAGUACCCUGUUUUCCCGUGGGUUAUCACCAAUUAUGAUUCAGAAGAACUGGAUCUGACACUGCCCAGCAACUUCAGAGAUCUAUCCAAGCCUGUCGGUGCUCUCAACCCCAAGAGGGCAGCUUUCUUCUCUGAGCGCUUUGAAUCCUGGGAGGAUGAGCAAGUCCCGAAGUUCCACUAUGGUACCCACUACUCCACCUCCAGCUUCACCCUCAUGUGGCUGCUUAGAAUUGAGCCUUUCACCACAUUUUUCUUGAACCUGCAAGGAGGGAAGUUUGACCAUGCAGACAGGACUUUCUCUUCAGUCUCCAGAGCUUGGAGAAACUGCCAGAGAGACACCUCAGAUGUUAAGGAGUUGAUCCCUGAAUUUUAUUAUCUUCCAGAGAUGUUUGUCAACUCCAAUAAUUACAAUCUGGGAGUGAUGGAUGAUGGGACGGUGGUGUCUGAUGUCGAACUUCCACCAUGGGCUAAAACCCCAGAAGAGUUUGUUCGCAUAAAUAGGCUGGCCCUUGAGAGUGAGUUUGUUUCCUGUCAGCUUCACCAGUGGAUAGACCUGAUAUUCGGGUACAAGCAACAAGGGCCAGAGGCUGUACGUGCCCUUAAUGUCUUCUACUAUCUGACGUAUGAAGGUGCAGUCAACUUGAGCUCCAUCACUGACCCAAUGCUGAGAGAGGCUGUGGAGGCUCAAAUACGAAGCUUUGGACAGACCCCAUGUCAGCUGCUAAUCGAGCCACACCCCCCAAGGAGUUCUGCCAUGCAGGUGUAUCUCCUCCUGCAGACCCCUCUGAUGUUCACUGAGCAAAUGCAGCAGGAUGUCAUCAUGGUGCUGAAGUUUCCGUCCAACUCGCCCGUGGCUCACGUGGCCGCCAACACCCAGCCUGGCCUGUCGGGGUCUGCCAUCAUCACUGUGACGGCCAACAGGCUCUUCGCGGUCAACAAGUGGCACGGGCUCACGGGCCAUCAAGGCUCUGUCCAAGAACAACCGUACCAGCUGCCUGUGGAAAUCGAUCCUCUGAUAGCCAGCAAUGUGGGCACCCACCGCCGACAGAUCACUGACCUCCUGGACCAAAGCAUUCAGAUCCAUUCCCAGUGUUUUGUGAUCACAGCCGACAACCGCUUCAUCCUGGUCUGCGGCUUCUGGGACAAGAGCUUCCGCGUCUAUUCCACCGACUCAGGUAAACUGACUCAGAUCGUCUUCGGGCAUCGUGAUGUGGUAACGUGUUUAGCGAGGUCUGAAUCCUACAUCGGUGGAGACUGCUAUGUCCUGUCAGGGUCCAGAGACGCCACCCUUCUGCUCUGGUAUUGGAAUGGCAAGAAUAGCAGCAUCGGAGAGAACCCAGGCACAGAGUUUGUCACUCCUAGAGCCAUACUGACAGGACAUGACUGCGAGAUCACCUGUGCCACAGUGUGUGCAGAGCUAGGCCUCGUCAUCAGUGGCUCCAAAGAGGGCCCUUGCCUGAUACAUUCCAUGAAUGGCGAUCUCUUGCGAACGCUGGAGGGCCCCACAAGCUGCAUGCGGCCCAGGCUCCUGCAGGCGUCCACAGAAGGGCACUGUGUGGUGUAUUAUGACAAAGGACACUUCUGUGUCUUCAGCGUGAAUGGGAAGCUGCUGGGCCACAUGGAAGUGGAAGAAAACAUAAAGGCUAUCCAGCUAAGUCGCGAUGGACAGUACCUCCUGUCAGGUGGGGAAGGCGGAGUGCUCACUGUCUGGCAGAUUCAUGACCUCAAACAACUCUUCACCUACCCAGGCUGUGAUGCUGGGAUCAGGUCAAUGGCCAUGUCACAUGACCAAAGGUGCAUAAUUACUGGCAUGGCAUCUGGAAGUAUAGUACUGUUUUACAAUGAUUUUAAUAGAUGGCACCACGAAUAUCAGACUAGAUACUGAAGGAAAACCUCAAGGAUCAGGAGUAGCUCUAAACAAUUGCUGUGUGAAUAAGUGUGCACAUCAAUUUGCAAUCCUGCCAUGUUAAUAAAGGCACUACUCUAUAUACAUUUUCCUGAAUGUAACUUACAAACUGUCAAAAGAAGCAACCUAUUUUUAAAUGGUUAAUGCUAUAUUUUGUAGAUCCUAUUGAAUUUCAUAAUACAAAUCUUAGGACUGGGUUCUAUAGGUAUGAAAAAGUCUAUUUUUUAGCUGUAAAAGUCUAUUUUGAUCUCUGUGUAAGACAAAUAAGGGUUUGAUUGGUCAAUAGUUAAUUAUAUUUGCAUUGGUUGUCUUUAGAAAUUGCUUAUAUUUGCUUACUUGGGGAAAUGGGUUCAAAAUAUGUGAUAUGGAAAAAAAAAACUUGAGUUUGUGUUUGAUCACAUUUUUCUUAAGCGUUGUGCUACCUUGUCAUACUUUACUGCCACUGAAGAUGCCUGGAUAAGAGCAAUAUUCUGUUCUGAGAUGGUUUUGAUAAACUCUCUGUUCAUUAAGAUAUCAGACUAAGCACUGUUAGACUGCCACAAAAAGGCAAAUGAUAAUGGAUUUCUUAUUUUUACUUAUCUUUUUAUGCUCAAAAAUUUAAAAAUUCCUCUUUUUUAAAACAGCAUAUAUAUAUCUUACAUUUGUAUGCAUGAUUUGUACUGCAGAUAACAGAUGUCAAGUAUCAACAUAAGUAUCGUUACUUCUAAAAUAAAAAUAGGAGACAAGGCCUAGUACUGUAGCACUAAGAGCUUAUGUGGUCAUAAAGAAUUCAAUGGCAGUUAAUGGAUUCUCUUUUUCAAAAGGGGUAUUUUUAAAUCUCAAAAUUAUUUUAGGGGAAAAAUUAAUAACGUUAAAUAUUUUGCACAGUAAAAUCACAUUCUUGUAAAUUCAGGUGACUAGUUUAUAUAAAGGAUUAGUCAUCCUGUAAACUGAGAGCCGGUCUUGGCAUAACAGUAUCAUCCAGUCGGCACCAGCUCUUCACAGUGUUCAGUGUUACCAGUGUACCACUGAGUUCACAGCCAUGGGUCUCCUUGGAAAGAUUCAGCAUUAGUCUGAAUAAGCAAAGACAUACUGUAUCAGAGGGGAGCCUGUUACCUUUUUUCUGCAAUGCUUGUGGUUAAAAACAAAUAUGCAUAUAUAAAAGUUUGUGAAAGAUGUGCAUCAACUUUGGUCUGUCUAUAUCCCAUAAUGUGUGCAUUCAUUAAUGUUGUCAAAAUACAACUGAUAAACAUUCCAUAUCAGUUUAUUCUUUUUGUAAAAUCUUGUUUGACCAGUGUGGGGAAAAAAAACCUGGUUAUUAAUGCAACUCCAAGACUACUGUAUUUUUAUGUAUCACUGAAUAUUUUGGUAAUUGAUUUGGAAUGAGGUCUUUUGAUGUGUGAUGAGUUUAAACAAUAAAAAGGAUUUGUAACUGAAAAAUA